This is a messenger RNA of Fomitopsis serialis, 879 nucleotides long. RefSeq lists its product as uncharacterized. The record is from RefSeq and is a predicted model, not a curated record. The coding region runs from base 106 to 765 and encodes 219 amino acids. The transcript has a single exon. NCBI's taxonomy places the organism in Eukaryota, Fungi, Basidiomycota, Agaricomycetes, Polyporales, Fomitopsidaceae.
CAGGACCUCAGCUGGGCGCCCUUGACGCGUACAGAACACCGAGCAGCGCCUUCCUUUGUCCGCCUGAUGGCCUCAGCGCCUCCAAACACACGUUUCCCGCAAUAGAUGUCGAGGGAACUGCUCCACUCACCUGCCCUGGGGCCUCACACGCGGCCGGACAGCUUCGUUCGCAUCGACUUGCGUGGCACAGCAGCCACGCUCCGUCAACGUUCCAGGGCCGCGCAGUCCGAAGUCCAUCAUCGACUGACCCGGACGGGCUGCCCGUACCGCUUCAUCGUGCGCACUCCGGCGCCCUGCCUGCUUCUACUUGACCCCGCGUUAGCAUGUGUGUAUCGCGAAGCCUGGGGAAGGGAUCACGCGCGCGACUGUUCCAUCCUUCCAUUGGCUAUCUUCGUUCCGCCGAAGAGGCGGCCUGAUUGUGGGCGAGGUGGCCGUGUGGACAGGACUUCGAUCACGUCGGUGUCUUCAACUCACUUCCACCAUGGCCGCAGGGCUAUUGACGGCGUGUUCGUCAACCCAGAUGACGGUGCGUCGUACAGGACUGUGGAUGUCUUCAUUGUUCGAACCCAUCCACCUGCCCACCCGAGCCAUCGUCAUCGACUGCUCGUUCUCGCGUGUUGGACAACGGAUUGGAGGGCCGUUCAGAGACUGCUGCGCCUCAGCAGUGUCUGCAUCCGAAGAAUUCGAGAAAGUCGGACAUCGAAUAGAGUUUCCACGUCCAAUCUGCUGCGCCUCAUUUCUGUCAGUCUGGCUCGCCCACUCUGAAAGCAAAAGCUCUCACACAUGCGCCGUGGCAGGCGACCCCGUGAGUCUUCUUUCUUCGAUGCUUCAUAGAAUGAAGAUGCUGCAGAUUGCAGUGGACAGAUACUGUGAACAUCA